AUGGGCGUUCAAAAACUACAAGUUGGCAUGGCCGGACUUGGCCGUGUCGGAAAACCCCCCCGCGCUGAACUUGUCGCUGCGUUUACCCCCGACCAGAACGAGAUUGCUUGGGGUCGAGUCAACCUUGAGCCUCAUGGAGUGACUCUGUACACCGACUAUGAUGAAAUGCUGAAGCACCCCGGUCUCCAGGCGGUUGCUAUUGGAACUGCUACUUCAGUCCACGCCGAAGAAGCCAUCAAGGCGAUCGAGAAGGACCUGCACGUCCUGUGCGAGAAGCCCCUCUCUGUUGAUGUGGAAGUGUGCCGCUCCGUGCUUGAGGCCGCCAAGAAGAAGCCUCACCUGAAGGUGAUGUGUGGAUUCUCACGGCGCUUCGACGAGUCCUACCGCGACGCCUUCGCGAAGACCGAGCAAGGUCUCAUCGGUCGCCCUUCCAUUAUCCGCAGUCAAACUGCCGACAAGUUCGACCCCUCCGGAUUCUAUGUGGAAUAUGCCGCCUGGUCUGGCGGUGUCUUUGUCGACAUGUCUGUCCACGAUAUCGAUCUGACCCUCUGGUUUUUCGGCGAUGAUUCCAUCCCCAAGAGCAUCUCCGCCCACGGUAUCACGGCCGUCCAGCCCGAGCUGAAGAAGCACAAGGAUUACGAUAACGCGGUUGGCAUCGUCGAGUUCCAGAAUGGCAAGAUCGCAUACUACUACUGCACCCGCAUGAUGGCUCACGGUCAGGAGGACACCACAGAGAUCAUUGGAACCGAGGGCAAACUCACCGUCAACGGCAAUCCCCAGAAGAACUUUGUCAACUAUUAUCACUCCGGUGGCAUUACUCGCGAGGUCCCGCCUAACUUCAUUGGCCGCUUCGGUCCUGCGUUCACGAAUGAGGCUAAUGAGUUCACUGCCGCUUGCCUCGAUAACACACCCCUGCCAAUGAAGUUGAGCAAUGCUGUCAAGGCGGUUGAGAUUGGAUCCUAUCUUCAAGAAGCCCUGCGGAGUGGCAAGCAGAUUCACUUCGACGAGAUCGGUCGCCGCAUUGAAGAGUCUAAGCUAUAA
This is a messenger RNA of Penicillium manginii, 1041 nucleotides long. RefSeq names its product putative NAD binding Rossmann fold oxidoreductase. The record is from RefSeq and is a predicted model, not a curated record. Lineage: Eukaryota; Fungi; Ascomycota; Eurotiomycetes; Eurotiales; Aspergillaceae. Gene Ontology annotation, molecular function: nucleotide binding; oxidoreductase activity. The transcript is spliced from 3 exons. The coding region runs from base 1 to 1041 and encodes 346 amino acids. Gene Ontology annotation, cellular component: cytoplasm. Gene Ontology annotation, biological process: NADPH regeneration.